CGCAUGCGCGGCUGGUUGGCGGGAGUUUCCGAAGCCGCGGCGGUGAUCCCGAAGGGCGGAUUGGGCGUCGGAGUAAAAGCCAGAGUGCCCGCGGCGGAGAGACUGCGAGUGUCCAGAGAGUUCACUCAGAAUGACCUCAGUGACCACAUCAGGAGAAGAGGAACCAAUGAUGUCCAAGACUCAUGAUCACCACUUGCAGUCCAGUCUCCACCUUGUGGAAGUGUGUACUACUAACCCCUCUGCCUGCCUGGAGAUGACUCAAGGCAAUUCAAAGGAAAGAAGUCACUUUGGCUGUAGUCCCGAAAAAGAGGAAAGUUGUGCUGUCAGCCACCAAGAAGGACUUGACUUGAGGGCUCUUCAUUUGUCCCCUGAAGAACAUUCUGUCCAUCACCAAGACAGGAGACAGUCCUGGCGGCGAGCAAGUAUGAAAGAAAUGAACCGGCGGAAGUCGCUACCUCCCUUUCACCAGGGCAUCACAGAGCUCAGCAAGUCCAUCGGCAUGAACUUAGCAGCAAGCAAACGGCUUGGCGCUCUCCUGCUUUCCAGCUUCCAGUUCUCUGUUGACAAACUUGAACCUUUCCUAAAGGACACUAAGGGCUUCAACCUUGAAUGUUUUAGAGUGAAAGCAUCUUCUCUAGCUGAAGAAUUGAAACAUUUUACAGACAGACUAGAAAGUGAUGGAACUCUACAAAAAUGUUUUGAAGAUUCAAAAGAAAAAGCCUCAGAGUUUUCGCUGGAAACAUCAGUGGCUGAAAUGAAAGAAUAUAUAACCAAGUUUUCUUUAGAACGUCAGGCUUGGGAUCAGCUCUUGCUGCGCUACCAGGAGGAGGCUCCACCAGAGAUGUCCAGAGAAUCAACAGAAACUAAAAUUACUGAAGACAAAGUGGAUCCUGUAACAUACCUUGGGUCUUCCCAGAGUGAGGUUCUUAACAGCAAACCUGACUACCAGAAAAUACUCCAGAACCAGAACAGCGUCUUUGAGUGUAUGGAGCUAGUGAUGGAUGAGCUGCAAGGGUCAGGGAAGCAGCUGCAGGCCUUUAUGGAUGAAAGUACUGCGUGCCUCCAGAAGGUGUCAGCACAGCUUGAGAAGAGAAGCAUGGAACAGUCAGAUUCCUCACCUGCUCGAAAACUACUCAGACUUCACUUACAGAACUCAUCUACCACUCAGUGAUCAGAGUAUUGUCAGUAAAUUUGCCUACCCACUCUCUCUGCUUUGAAGUGCCCAGAGGAGAGCUGUAGGAAGAGUGCCUACCAGGGGGCAACUUCAUAGCCAUCUGGACUGGAAAGUUCUGUCUUGUUGUCCUUGAUGCUGACUGACUCACUGCAGAGCACUUUGGUUUUUUUUUUUUUUUGAGUGAUAGCAUUUAUGUGCCCAAAAGACUUGUAAGAUUGGAAAUGGGUCUUAGGUGCUCAGGAGAUGGCUCAGUAGUUAAAGAUGUUUGUCAGCCCAGGUUCAUUUCCACAGCACCCACAUGAAGCCAGACGGAAAACGUGGCACAUGCAUCUGGCGUUUGUGUCGCAUAGGCUGUGGUGCCUGAUAAACACACACAUACACACAAAUAAAUAAAAAAUUAAAAGGGUAUUUAGAACCAUUGGCCUAUUUUUUUAAAUAUCGUUUAUGGUCAGAAAUCUUUAUGUUCUGAAGAUUUUUUUUUCAAGUUUUUUUUUUGUUGUUUGUUUUGUUACUGUGUUUUGUUUUUUCGAGAUAGGGUC
Molecule: messenger RNA, 1713 nt
Organism: Jaculus jaculus (lesser Egyptian jerboa)
Lineage: Eukaryota; Metazoa; Chordata; Mammalia; Rodentia; Dipodidae
Gene: Dsn1
Product: DSN1 component of MIS12 kinetochore complex
Exons: 11
Coding region: 131-1171 (346 amino acids)
Biological process (GO): cell division; mitotic sister chromatid segregation
Cellular component (GO): MIS12/MIND type complex
Source: RefSeq, a predicted model, not a curated record